AUGCCUCCUAGGAAGUGGAUUGACAAGAAAAAUGCUGCGACAUACCAACUUUUCCACCGUUCCCAGCACGACCCUCUAAUCCAUGACCCCCAAGCUGAUGACCGAGUCCUCCACCAAAUCGGCGGACCAGCACUUCCCCCGUCGGAUACCGCAAAGCGCGCCAAAAACCUACACGACCUCCAAGAUGAAUUCGGAUCCGACGCCGUCCGAAAGAACGAAGGUGAAGCCGCCAACUACGGUAUCUUCUACGACGACACAAAGUAUGACUAUAUGCAGCAUUUGCGCGAGUUGGGAACCGGUGGGGGUGAAGCGCAUUUCGUCGAGGCUUCGUCCAAGGACAACAACAAGGGAAAGAACAAGGGGGUGAAGUUGGAGGAUGCGCUGAGACAGGUGUCGCUUGAUGAUGGACGGAGUACGGCUGGUGGUCAUAGUGCGUAUGGGUCGCAGUAUGGGGAUAUGCGGUCAACGGCUUCGUCGUUUGUUCGCAAGCCGACGUAUCAGGACCAACAGAAUGUUCCUGAUUCGAUUGCGGGGUUCAAGCCUGAUAUGGACCCUCGUCUGCGCGAAGCUUUGGAGGCGCUCGAGGAUGAGGAAUUCGUCGAUGAGGAAGACGAAAACGUUUUUGGCGAGUUGACAAAGGCUGCCGAAGAGAUGGAGCCAGGCGAGUGGGAAGACACCCUGUUCGAUGUGGAAGAAGACGAAGAUGACGACUGGGGGUCCGACGCUACAGAAAAAGCCCCGGUACAGACCGACACGACAGACAUCGCGGACAUAGGCGACACAGAUACCGUAUCGGGCGAGCUACCUGAUCUCAACGAACCCAUCCCAGACCAACACCCCGAAGACCAGUCUUGGAUGCGCGAAUUCGCUAAGUUCAAGAAAGACGCCAAAUCCAAACCCGCCGGCGCCCCCGCAGCACCACCCAGCAUCGUUCCUUCGGAGCAGCGCAGCACCCUCGCCUCCACUGUCUUCACAGCAGGCGGCACGCCUGUCCACCGCAAGAAGCGCAAGGGCGCCAUGACCAACCCCUCCGCAUACUCCAUGUCAUCCUCCGCAAUUGCCAGAACCGAAGGUCACCGACUUCUCGACGACCGGUUCGAGAAAAUGGAGGCCCUGUACGCCCUCGACGAGGAAGAUGAGGAAGAUUUCGACGACAGCAUGUCCAUGGCUAGUGGUAUGACCGGCAUGACAGGUAUGACUGGCAUGUCGACCGCCUCGUCGCAAGCACCGAACCUAGUCCAGGCAAACGGCACCGAAGUGCCCCCGGCGCAUAGCUUCAACAACAUCAUGGAUGAUUUCCUUUCGGGGUGGGAUAACAACACCAGCGCGCAGGUCAAGCGCAAGGGUGUAAAGAUGAAGAGAGGAAAGCAUGGCAACGAAGCUAUUGGUAUGAGAAUGCUUGAUGAAGUUCGGCAGGGCUUGGGACCUGCCAAGUUUAAUGGGAAGGUGCCUGGUAGAGCAUGA
Molecule: messenger RNA, 1464 nt
Organism: Aspergillus ruber CBS 135680
Lineage: Eukaryota; Fungi; Ascomycota; Eurotiomycetes; Eurotiales; Aspergillaceae
Product: ribosome biogenesis protein LTV1
Exons: 2
Coding region: 1-1464 (487 amino acids)
Biological process (GO): ribosomal small subunit export from nucleus; ribosomal small subunit biogenesis
Cellular component (GO): preribosome, small subunit precursor; cytosol; nucleus
Source: RefSeq, a predicted model, not a curated record